Molecule: messenger RNA, 1791 nt
Organism: Perkinsus marinus ATCC 50983
Lineage: Eukaryota; Perkinsozoa; Perkinsida; Perkinsidae
Product: gag/pol/env polyprotein, putative
Exons: 4
Coding region: 1-1791 (596 amino acids)
Source: RefSeq, a predicted model, not a curated record
AUGGUAUCGGCUAUCAUUACUAGGACGGGUCAUGGGCAAGACAUCGCUGAUGACUAUGAGGAAGAGGAGAGCCACGACAACGGCACCGAGUCUGAUGAUGGCCCUGACGAAGAUGACAAAGCCUCGGAGAGGGAUGAUCAUGAGAGAUAUGGGAGCCGUGUGGCGAAUCACACUAAGCGCAACUUGGCGGCCAUUGAUGCGUUGAUGGCCGAGGCCGACCCUCGUGCUGGGGAUGCGAACUUGUCCUUACCUCGCCUAGAGGGUGCUCUAAUGAUGAGCGACUACGACGCGUUCUACGAAACUGUCAUGUGUAUGAGAGAGUCAGGACUGGCUCUCCGUGUGCUGCCGAAGGCUGAGUUGUCCGCACUGAAAUCGGAAGCGCUUGAGCAGCGAGGAGUGGGACCUGAAUUAUACUACAGUCCAAGCGGCGACCCUAAUGUAGAUCCCCAUGCUCCUCAAGGCCUAGCCAAGUCGGGUGACACCGACCAGAAGCAACCUGACGGGUCACGAAAGGCCCGUAAUAAGAAGAAGCACAAGGUCGCUGAUGGCAAAUUCUCUCAGGGUAGCGCCAAACCUACCAAGGUUGACGUCAAGAACAACAAGCGUGAUCCUAAGAAGGACCUAGCGUUCAAGGAGGGCCGCUGUUUUGACUGCAACGAGAAAGAAAAGCGUAGGAUCGCGGAGGAGACUCUCCGUGACUAUGAGAAGAAGGGCUACAUCGAGUUCAUCGACAAAGACGGUCCACCUGAUCAGUGGAUCUCCCCAUGCUUUCUGAAGCGCAAGAGAAGCGGCGCGUGGAGGUUGUUGACGGAUCUAAGAUCUGUCAACAAACGUCUACCGGUUUAUUGCUUCCCCGAUGAGGCCCAUACUGAGCACUUACUAGCUCAGAUUCCUCGUUGGGCUACCUCCUUUGCUUCGUUGGAUGUGAAGGAUGCCUUCUACACGGUACGAGUGUCUCCGCAGUCUUCUGAGCUUCUAGGCGCUACCUUGGGAUACCAUACCUUCCGGUGGAAGGUUCUUACGCAAGGCCUGUGCACGGCUCCAUAUUGGUGGAGUCGUCAAAUACACUGGAUCCUAUCUGGUAUAUCUGAGCUCGAUAAGUUCAAGGGACGAGUUGUCGUUCUGACCUUUGUCGACGAUAUAUUGAUAUGCGGUGAUUCUGUAGAAACUACGAGAGCUGUUCUCGAGAUUAUCUGUAAGCGUCUGGCGGACUACCAUAUUCCCAUCAGCCCUGAGAAAACUCAACCUCCUACCGACAUCAUCGGCUUUCUCGGAAUGAGACUGUCAUCCAAUGGGUGGCAACCGGAGCCAGCGGCUGUGGCGGCUCUGGAGUCACUCCCUAGACCUCUCAAUAGGCAGCAGCUACAGUCAGUGUUGGGGACUAUCAACUACCUAAGAGCGGCUUAUGGUCAAGGUGAGUUACAAGUGAAUCUUGCUCCCUUACAAGAUCUUCUCGGGAAGAAUAAGCCCUACAAAUGGACCGACCUGCAUGAUGCUGCCUUUGAUUGGCUGAGAUCGGCCUUGCGGCAGCAUGUCUUCGCUUUUCAACCGAUCGACUCUGAGCUCGAGGAGGGCGAAGGAUUUGUGUUGCAGACAGAUGCCAGCGACUGUGGAAUAUCCUAUGUAUUGUGGAGAGUACGUUUCGGUGAGUGCCCAGGCGCACUCUCGGAUAUGGGUGAUCUAAACUCUGAGUACUCUGGCCCGACGCCGGACAUUUUGGCUGAACAUGGUGCUGUGCAGCACAGCACAGCCUGUGCUUAUGGUCGGCAGCCGUCGUCUCCGUGGGCAUGA